ACUAUGGGACUGAACAUCACUAGUUUGUCCAUAAGAGGGAGUCAAGUUUCUUAUAUGCAACGUUUUCGCCCACUUCCAUAACAGAGCUCCACACCACACCGAGUGGAGAGGGGGGACAUAUUGCUUGGCAAUAACUAUUUUCUCUCAUAGUUGCCGUGUAGAGUUAUCAUCUGUGGUCGGAUAGUCGGUCGGUCAGUGCGUCCCUUCAGCCCUCACCCGCAACUUCCCGGCCGCUUGCUUCAGCUGAAGAACAGAGCAAUUCAUGAUUUACAGGAAGCGCUUUAUUUUCUCAUACCUGGAUUAAUUCGAAGACGACAGUCUUUUUCUGUUGUUUUUUUCCCCACUGAGAGAUUUUUCUCUGUUAGAAACUAUGUUGUGGAAACUAGCUGACAACGUGAAGUAUGAGGAUGACUGCGAGGAAAGGCACGACGGCAACAGCAAUGGGAACCCCCGGCUGCCUCACCUGCCAGCGGUCAGUCAGCAUCUCUACAGCCCGUCUCCGUCUCUCUCACACUCGGCCAGCUCGGACUUCCAGCCCCCUUACUUCCCACCUCCAUACCAGCCCAUCUCCUACCCGCAGACCAGUGACCCCUAUUCUCACCUCAGCGACCCUUUUAACAUCAACUCCAUACACCAGUCGCCGUCGUCGAACCAGCAGCAGUCGUGGCCCGGCCGGCAGGGCCAGGAGGGUCUCGGGGCCCAUGGGAGGAGCGGACUGGCGAGUCAGAUUCUGGGCCUGGAGGGAGGCUCGUCCGGGGUGAGGAGGGAAGGGUUCCGCCGGCCGGAGCUGCUGCCCCCCCACGUUCACAGCAUAGAGUCGUCGGUCAUUGGCGAUAAUAUGGGAAUGCAUGAAAUGAGCCACGGAUUGGAAGAUGUUCAACAUGUAGAUGACCACAGUAUUAUUAUGGCAGAUCAGACAGUCAUCAAAAAGGUAUUAGGACUGCGAGGUGGCAGGAACCUUGAUCGCUUACAGAGGACUUAUUAUCAGGGGGGCAUUCUUGCUGGCCCCGUCACUCUACCCAAAGGCAACGCGCUGGGUCUUCCUUUCCAGAAAGAGUCUCUGCUGGGCAUGGUAUCCAACCCCACAGAGGUCUUCUGCUCCGUACCCGGACGCCUUUCCUUGCUGAGCUCCACCUCCAAGUACAAAGUCACUGUGGCCGAGGUCCAGAGACGUCUCUCACCCCCAGAGUGCCUCAACGCAUCACUCCUGGGAGGAGUCCUGCGCAGAGCCAAGUCUAAGAAUGGCGGACGGUCUCUGAGAGAAAAGCUGGAUAAGAUUGGGCUCAACCUGCCUGCUGGAAGGAGGAAGGCAGCCAACGUCACUCUACUUACCGCCCUAGUAGAAGGUGAAGCCGUUCAUUUAGCAAGAGACUUUGGUUACGUGUGUGAGACAGAGUUCCCUGCAAAGGCAAUUGCUGAGUACCUGGGACGGCCGCAUGUGGAACGCAAUGAAGUCAAUUCUCGCAAGAACAUGCUCCUUGCUGCCAAACAAAUCUGUAAGGAGUUCACCGACCUGCUCACUCAGGACCGCUCACCUCUGGGGAACUCACGGCCGGCACCCAUCCUGGAGCCUGGCAUCCAAGGUUGCCUGACCCACUUCAGCCUCAUCACCCAUGGAUUCGGCUCUCCAGCCAUCUGCGCUGCCAUGACCUCACUUCAGAACUACCUGAACGAGGCGCUUAAACAAGUGGACAAGAUGUAUCUGAGCUCUGGCAGUGACACCCAGGGAUCCUCAGACAGUGGAAGCAAAUCUACCGAUAAAAUGGAGAAGCAUAGGAAAUGAGAACUGAGAGGACAAUCCUUUAUGAACUUGAGAACCCCCUUGACCCUUCAUCUCUGCCCUGUCCGCCCUUUUUUGGACUUUUUUGACAUCUCUAUUUAGUAUUGUCAUUUUGAUCAAUGAGAACUGAUUUUUUUGUGUGUGUUUGUGUGUUCUCACACUGUUGAAUUUACAUCAUAUUCUUUAGAAGUUGAGGAUUUCUAAGAACUUUCACUGCUUUGUUCCACGACCACUGGCUGUGUUAUAUAAGAAAUCAGUCUGUCUUGGCAUCUCCGGUGAAUGCCUAUUGACUGGUCUUAGUGGGAGCCCAGCCUACCGGGGCAUGUAACACAUCACAGCAUGCUGAACACUACAUACCAGUGGCCAAUGUGCCAGUGCUCCAGCCAUGGGACCUGCACUCUGUUGACAGGAGGAGGGGAUGAGAACAGAGUGCAGACUUUUUUUCCCCUUCUUCCUAGAGGACAUCAUUUCAAGAUGAGUUGCUGUGGCUGUGAAUUCCUCUCAGCCCCCACCCCCCCCCUACUCUGUCUGGAGGCAAAUCCAUUGAUUUCCUGUGUCUCUUCCGCGGUGCUCAGAUCCCAAUGGACUUCCAAAGGACACAUUUUACAUGAGAAAGAGAAAAUCCACUUCAUUUUCUUUCUUUUUUUUGUGCUUGAGUUUUACAUCCACUUCAAAAUGGGCCUAGUGUUAUUGUGCUUUGUUCAUAGGAAUCGGUUCAAAUCUUAUGUAGGCCUGAACGAGAAAAGAUUAUUGGUUCGUCAGUCUGUGUUCAGUCAGAAACCAGAGACUUUAAAGACAGUUUACAAUAGAAGCCUUUUCAGUAUUCAUGUGGAUUACAGGCGUAGUAAUGCUUCCAUUAUUACUUUGAAACCUGUCUUAGAGUGCUGGCAGACUGUAGCACAUCGCUUUUGUGAACAUGUUAGGUGUUACUCACCCUUAGUACUAAAGAACCCCAUGUUGAUGUCACCCUACCAACCAACUCAGUCCCGUGAGAGUGUAUGUUGUGAGCGUGUGUAUGAAAAUGUACAUAUUUCUUUCUU
Myripristis murdjan (pinecone soldierfish) is the source of this 2820-nucleotide messenger RNA. It is a transcript of the gene tfap2c, whose product is annotated as transcription factor AP-2 gamma (activating enhancer binding protein 2 gamma). Gene Ontology annotation, biological process: regulation of cell population proliferation; anatomical structure development; regulation of transcription by RNA polymerase II. The coding region runs from base 371 to 1783 and encodes 470 amino acids. Gene Ontology annotation, molecular function: RNA polymerase II transcription regulatory region sequence-specific DNA binding; DNA-binding transcription factor activity, RNA polymerase II-specific. Lineage: Eukaryota; Metazoa; Chordata; Actinopteri; Holocentriformes; Holocentridae. Gene Ontology annotation, cellular component: nucleus. The record is from RefSeq and is a predicted model, not a curated record. The transcript has 8 exons.